ACUCACUCCCUCUCGCCCACGGGCCACGGCGAUGGAUUCGCUCUGCCUCCGCCCGUCGUCCCUUCGCUCCGCGCCCGCCGCCGCCGCCGCCACCCGCCGGCGAGAUCAUAUUCUACCAUCAAUUUGUUCUAUCCAACCAAAUGGCCAAGGGCGAGUUUCUUUGUCCAUCCAAGGGUCCAAAGGCCCUAGGGUUGAUCAUUGUAAAAAAUUCUUGGAUUGGAAAUACUCCUACCAUAGGAUAUCACAUCAAUCAAGAAAUACUUCUGCAAUAGCUUCGGGGCAAUCGCUGCAGCCUGAAGCUGAAGCCCAUGAUCCAGCAAGCAUCUGGAAGCCAAUAUCAUCUUCUCUGGAUGCAUUUUACAGGUUUUCUCGGCCACAUACCGUCAUAGGAACAGCACUAAGCAUAGUCUCGGUUUCCCUGCUAGCUGUCGAGAGCUUGUCUGAUAUUUCGCCCUUGUUCCUCACUGGUUUGCUGGAGGCAGUGGUGGCUGCCUUUUUUAUGAACAUCUAUAUUGUGGGAUUGAAUCAGCUGUUUGACAUUGAAAUAGACAAGGUUAACAAGCCAACUCUUCCACUAGCAUCUGGGGAAUACUCUCCUGCAACUGGGGUUGCAAUAGUGUCAGUUUCUGCUGCUAUGAGCUUUGCCCUUGGAUGGGUUGUUGGAUCACCACCUCUGUUUUGGGCUCUUUUUAUUAGCUUUGUUCUUGGAACUGCUUAUUCAGUCAAUCUGCCAUACUUUCGAUGGAAGAGAUUUGCUGUUGUUGCAGCACUCUGCAUAUUAGCAGUGCGUGCGGUGAUUGUUCAACUGGCAUUUUUUCUCCACAUUCAGACAUUUGUUUUCAGAAGGCCAGCAGUCUUUUCAAAGCCAUUGAUAUUUGCAACUGCAUUCAUGACUUUCUUCUCAGUUGUAAUAGCAUUAUUCAAGGAUAUACCUGAUAUUGAAGGGGACCGUAUUUUUGGAAUUCAGUCUUUCAGUGUUAGAUUAGGUCAAAACAAGGUUUUCUGGAUUUGUGUUGGUUUACUUGAGAUGGCAUAUGGUGUUGCAAUACUGAUGGGGGCAACUUCUUCCAGUUUGUGGAGCAAAUCUGUAACAGUCGCUGGCCAUGCAAUCCUUGCCUCGAUCUUAUGGAGCUGCGCACGGUCCGUUGAUAUGACAAGCAAAGCUGCAAUAACAUCAUUCUACAUGUUCAUCUGGAAGCUGUUCUACGCGGAGUACCUGCUCAUUCCUCUUGUAAGAUGAGGACAAGCUACUCCACGGAGGAACUUCAGUGCGCUGAGUAAAGCUGCACGUAUAUCUGUUUGAAAAUCAAAUGGCCACGGACUGCGCCCAAUAAAAUUCCCUGAGCAAGCCCCGGUACAUCCUUGAUAUUCCAGCCCUGAUGAGGUCACUCCCUGAAGAUGUACAACCUCCCAACCCCCUGGAAACGUACCCAGGCUGGGCCUGGUGAGCUGUAGAAGUAGGUGGUAGCAACAAACUCUUGCAGUAGCAGAAGGCACGUUCUGGGAAAAAUAAAGCUAGCUCACCCCAUUUCAUUUUGUUCGUACAUACCUUGUGGCCUUACAUUCCAUCUGCACAUUGACUUUGCGAUGGUGCAAUUAUUGGCUGAUAUGAUCCGUCGAAAUCCCAUUGUUUUGUUAGAAA
Lolium rigidum is the source of this 1642-nucleotide messenger RNA. Its product is annotated as probable homogentisate phytyltransferase 1, chloroplastic. The record is from RefSeq and is a predicted model, not a curated record. Gene Ontology annotation, molecular function: prenyltransferase activity. The coding region runs from base 32 to 1240 and encodes 402 amino acids. Lineage: Eukaryota; Viridiplantae; Streptophyta; Magnoliopsida; Poales; Poaceae. Gene Ontology annotation, cellular component: membrane. The transcript is spliced from 12 exons.